GAAGCAAAAUUUCUCACAAAGAGUCGUAGAGAUUUAUUUUCAUUUUUUCGUUUUUCUUUGAAAAACCUCUCAAUCUCCAUAAACAAAAACCCUAACCUUCUCUUACAUCUUUCUCUCUCCUCGAGCAUUCUUCGCAGGGAGGGUUGCUUGAACAUUAUGGAUAUGGAUGAUAAAUUUGUUGCUAAAGAUGAUGAGCUAGAGAGCCUUUCUGUUGUGUGGAGGAAGUUGUAGAAAGGAAGGUUCUUGUGUUCAAAGUCUAUCUUCCAGUGUUCAGAGCACUCCAGAGAAAAAUGGUCACUCAGAUGAUGCUUCAAGAACAGCAGAGCCACUUCAAGAGUUCGUGAAGUCCGGUCUGCGGAAGGAUCUCUUUCGCACUUGCUGUGAUAAGGGAAAAAAGCAAUCAGCUUCGUCGAAACAUAAAAUGGCUGAAGCAUCCAUCAGGAUGAAUAAGAAGCUGUUAAAGAAUCAGGAUCUCAAAAAGGCAUCCACAAGUCCCAAGUGCCAGCCUUCCAGGAAACAGAACAGGAAAGGGGAAAAUCCUGUGCGUAUUCCUCCUGUUUCUGAAUCAUGUACUGAUACUAAGUUUUCAGAUACAUGGAUCUGCAAGAAUUCUGCUUGUAGAGCUGUUUUAUCGGUAGCUGACACCUUCUGCAAAAGAUGCUCUUGCUGCAUUUGCCACUUGUUCGAUGAUAACAAAGAUCCGAGUCUUUGGUUGGAAUGCACGUCCGAUUCUUCUCAUGGGGAAUCCUGUGGCUUAUCUUGCCACAUUGAGUGUGCCCUUCAGCAAGGAAAAGUAGGGGUUGUUAAUCUGGGGCAAUUGAUGCAGCUAGAUGGGAGUUACUGUUGUGCAUCUUGUGGUAAAGUUUCAGGGAUACUUGGGUACUGGAAGAAGCAAUUGACUAUUGCUAAGGAUGCACGGCGUGUUGAUAGCCUCUGCUACAGGAUAUAUUUGAGUUUUAGACUUUUUGAUGGCACGUCAAGGUUUCAAGAACUCCACGAAUUUGUUAGAGAGGCGAAGACUAAAUUGGAAACUGAGGUGGGCCCACUGAGCGGAGUCUCAGCCAAAAUGGCCAGGGGAAUCGUAAGCAGACUUGCUGUUGCAGGUGAAGUUCAAGCACUAUGUUCUGCUGUGAUAAAAAAAGCUGAUGAAUUUUCUGCUGCUGUUUCUAGUACGAGCCUGAAAACUAAAGAAGGUUCACUUCCUGCAGCAUGCAAAUUCAUUUUUGAAGAAGUAACAGCUUCUUCKGUAGUGCUUGUAUUAAUAGAACUAUCUACAGCAUUGUCCAACGAUAUUAUCGGAUUUAAGUUAUGGUACUCCAAAACAACGGAGACACACACAAAAGAUCCAGUUGCAACAUUUCCACGAUCUCAAAGAAGAAUUCUGAUCUCCAAUCUGCAGCCUUGCACUGAAUACUUAUUUAGGGUUGUGUCCUACACCGAUAUUGGUGAUUUGGGACACUCAGAGGUCAAGUGUUUCACCGGAAGUGUGGAGAUAAUUCAGAAGAACCCAAAUGCUGUUAUGCUUCCUCAUAACGAAGGAACGUCUGGUGCAAAAGAUGUUGAAUCUGAUUCCGGGUUUAAAGUCCGAGAACUUGGAAAGAUCCUCCGCUUAGCAUGGGCUCAAGAACGAGGAUACCUAGAUGGUAUUUCAGGUGCAGCUCUGAGUGGACUUARUAAAAUAAUCAAACCCGAAACUCCAAAAAUAGAUGAGUUGCCAUCCACUUCACAUGGGCUUGACUUGAAUGUUGCAACCGUCCCCGAUCURAACGAAGAGAUAGCCCUUCCGGUUGAUUCCUUUAGGGAUGAAGAGAACGGCUGUUCAGUAGGCCGAAAUGCUGAACCAGAUAACGGUAGUGGUGAAUCUGAAAACUGGGCUCACCAUCGGUCAAAUGGGGAAGUCCCAGCCGUUGAUUCACAGAUUGAAGUAUCCCGGAAAAGRCCAGCUAGCACGAUGGAAGAGACACACGACUGUGAUAGCACUCUGAUAAAUGGAUCACCCCUUGGGACCCGCAAAGGYGGAGCUGGUAGUUUGGACGAAAACUUUGAAUAUUGUGUGAAAAUCAUCCGGUGGCUCGAGUGCCAAGGGUAUAUCAAACAAGAGUUUAGAUUAAAGCUGCUCACAUGGUUCAGUUUGAGGUCAACCGAACAGGAACGCCGAGUGGUCAACACCUUCAUCCAAACCCUGAUUGACGAUCCGUGUAGCUUGGCUGGACAGUUGGUUCACUCGUUUGCCGAUAUCAUAAAUAUUAAACGACCCAGAAACGGAUUCUGCAGUAAGCUGUGGCACUAGAGAUGAUUUACCAAAAAUAGGGCAUUUUUUCUUCUUCGAUAGGGGGAACGAUCUAUAGGGAGAUACGGUUGGCGGAACGUCUCUCGUCGGACGUCGAGAGGUAAUUCAUAUUUUGUAUCAAUUUCUGAACUUUUCUCAUCAUUUUUCAAUACUUAUUUAUCUUAUGUAGGGAUCAAAUUUAGUUGUAAUUGCCUUCUGCUGCUACUCACAGAAGCAUUUAUCAAUGAACGUUUUCAUUGCCCUUUUA
Cynara cardunculus var. scolymus (artichoke) is the source of this 2537-nucleotide messenger RNA. RefSeq names its product VIN3-like protein 1. Gene Ontology annotation, biological process: epigenetic regulation of gene expression; vernalization response. The record is from RefSeq and is a predicted model, not a curated record. Bases 422 to 2290 code for a protein of 622 amino acids. NCBI's taxonomy places the organism in Eukaryota, Viridiplantae, Streptophyta, Magnoliopsida, Asterales, Asteraceae. The transcript has 7 exons. Gene Ontology annotation, molecular function: protein binding.